AACCUGUUUUUUUGUUGUUGUUUCAGAAUUAAUUUCUGGUUAUAGUGAUUUAUUAAGAAAAUAUGGAUGUUGAUCUAGAACUGAUAUCCAGCUGUGACAGACCAAGACUCUCUAACAGUUUAAAGUUAGAAAGUGUGUGUUUAUUGCAAGAUUACUCCCAAAUACACACCGCAAUUUACAGGUUGUGAUUUCAUGGAUCUGAUUUCCUAAGGCAGUGCUGAGGAAGGGAUUGCAAACCCAUCAGGCCAUGGCCCUGGGGAGGAUGGAGCACAAGGACUGGUACAAGGUCCUGGGGGCCAAACCUUCAGACAGCCCAGCAGAACUCAAAAGGAAAUACCAAAAACUUGCUUUGUUGCACCACCCCGACAAGCAGGCGGCGGGCGCGGCGGAGGCGGCGGCAGAGGAGCGCGGGCAGCGGUUCCUGGAGAUCCACCAGGCCUGGAAAGUUCUGAGCAACGAGGAGACAAAGCAGGAGUAUGACCUGCAGCAGCGUGAAGAUAACCUGACAAAAGAAUGGCCACUUCAUGAACAGAUUUAUCUUGAGGACAUGUCCUGGAAUGAAGAUGAACAACUCUACACUCUGUCCUGUCGAUGUGGUGGGAAUUACAGUGUCUCCAAGAGUGAAACCAAAGAUGUAUCUUUGGUUUGUUGUGACACAUGUUCACUUGUUAUCGAGAUCCUGCAAUGAUUGUUUCAGUGAAGCACACUGAGUGUUACAAACUGUUCCAAAGACUGGACAAACACCUGAUGGAAUCUACUAAAGAAAUGUAUGUUAAAGAAAAGGGGGGCACUACAAGAAUGAGUUCAUUCAGGGUUAAAAAUGACAAGUUCCCCUUUGCUCACACAGCUGGGAUUCUCCUACUGCAGCUGAAGAGCUCAUUACUCAACACCUCCAACCCAGAACAGGAGUUUGUACAACUGGAAUGCAUCUCCUGAUCUAAAGGUCUCUUUCCCAGCAAACAACAGAGCAGCUUCUUCCAAUUUCAGUCUGAAGCAGCUCUUGGGCCCUUCUUCUUAGGUUAAAUCCUUGCACAGCUCAGAUGACACAAUUCAAUCAGGAGGCACAGAUGUGAGAAUGCUUUGAAGAUAAUGAAGAGCAAAGUUCAACAGUGGGAAACAGGAACAUUUUCCAUUUGUAAGCUAAAUAUUUAAGUUCAUGAAAUCCUCUCAAGGGCUGGGGCCCAGGAGGAGGAGGCAGAGGCUGGCAGCUGGAAGCAGUGGCUGUGCCUGCCCCAUGACAGUGGCAUCACCUGGAGCAGGAGCAGGAGCUGGGCUGAGGCUCUCCGUGUCAGAACAAAUGGAGUCAUCAUUCCUGAGAGGACAGCUAAGGAGGAAGCUGAGCUCUGACCCCACUGGGCAGCCAGAGGAAACCCCACCAGCAGGUCUGGAACCCCACUGGUGCUGUGUUCAGUGCCAGCCCUGGCACCACCUGCUGAUGGCAGGCACAUCAUUUUGGUUGAUGACACAAGUGUAUCAUUCCCAUUCUGAAGUUAGGUGUAAUCUCAGAAAGAGAUAUCUUUGUCAAGUAAUAUUUGUGUUUAUUCUAAGCAAAAAUAGUUCCAUUCAAUUUAGUAGAAAAUACUAUGAAAACAGUCAAUAGUACAUAAGUCUUUUAAUCAUCAAGAAAUCUGUGGCCGUUGGGGCUUGCACGUAGAAAUCCAAAGUCAUUCAGAGGCCAUAUCUGUAAAAUAAAGAACAGUUACAAGAGAUUUAAUCACAAUCCAAAAUUCAGUGUUUUCAUUUGUUAUUGGAAUUGUUUCAUAAGCAUCAUCAUUUUUUCUCUCUUUGGUAAAGAACUUUGCUCACUGAUGUGCUUCUCUUACUAGGAGUAAUUAAUCCUGUGUGUUACAGGGAAUUGUUCCAGAGUGUGAAUUUUACAAUUUAUACAGGAGACAUGCUUUGCUAUGGAGAGCCUCAUGAAUUCCAUUGCUUUUUUCAGCCUUGGAAAUAAAUAUGUUCCUAAAGA
Molecule: messenger RNA, 1966 nt
Organism: Melospiza melodia melodia
Lineage: Eukaryota; Metazoa; Chordata; Aves; Passeriformes; Passerellidae
Gene: DNAJC24
Product: DnaJ heat shock protein family (Hsp40) member C24
Exons: 5
Coding region: 248-688 (146 amino acids)
Biological process (GO): positive regulation of ATP-dependent activity
Molecular function (GO): ferrous iron binding; ATPase activator activity
Source: RefSeq, a predicted model, not a curated record